UUUAAUAUUUCUUGAUUCGCGUAGAUGAACUUGUAUUUCUUCUUUUGGUUUGUGGAUAACUGCACUGGAUUCACUGGAUGUCGCAAUGUUGUCGACGCACAGGAUGAGAUCUAUCGUGGCUUGUUUUGUGCUCGUUGUUUUAGUGUGUCUCUGGGACGCGGCAUCAGGGCAGCUCUCUUAUUCUGUUUCAGAGGAGGUGAGUCCGGGAACAUCAGUGGGAAAUAUCGCUAAGGAUCUAAACCUGAAUGUUCAGGAACUGGAGUCGCGCAUGUUUCAGAUUGUCACGGGAUCCAAGAAAAAAUAUUUUGAGGUAAAUCUAAAAACUGGGUUUUUAUAUGUAAACGAAAGAAUAGACAGAGAGGAGCUUUGUGGCAAAGCGCCUAAAUGUACAGUCAGUGUAGAAGCGGUUAUCAACAAUCCGUUGAAGCUUUAUCAGAUAGAAAUUAAUAUUGUGGAUGUAAACGAUAAUAAACCAACAUUUAGUGCUAAAACUCAAUAUUUGGAUGUCGCUGAGAACACUUUACCCGGCGUUAAAUUUCCUCUUUCUUAUGCGUCUGAUGCGGAUGUAGGAAAAAACGCAGUGAGCACCUAUAAACUAAGCCAAAAUGAAUAUUUUUCGUUAGCUGUGCACAAAGGAGAAGAGCGGAGCAUCUCCGCUGAGCUAGUUCUGCAGAAAGCUUUAGACCGUGAAAAACAGCCUCUAGUCCAGCUUAUACUGACCGCUGCAGAUGGAGGAAAUCCGCCGAAAUCAGGCACGUCUCAGAUAAAUAUUAGAGUUUUAGAUAAUAAUGAUAACGCUCCUGAAUUCAGUCGCCCUUUAUAUAAAGCUAGUCUUGUUGAAAACGUGCCUAUUGGUAGCACUGUAAUAAUUAUAAAUGCAACCGACAAAGAUGAGGGUACCAAUAGCGAUAUCAUUUAUUCACUUCGAGAGACAGAUCAAGAUCAUAUUUUAGAUAUUUUUCAUAUUGAUGCGAUUACGGGUGCAAUCACAGUCAAGGGUGAUGUAAACUUCGAGAAAAACAAUGCAUUUGAGAUCCGCGCACAGGCCAGUGACAAAGGACAGCCUCCAAUGUCCACGCAUUGUAAAGUCCUGGUGGAGGUGCUGGAUAUUAAUGACAAUGAGCCAGAGAUUACCGUGACGUCACUACUCAGUACAGUGAAGGAGGACGCCAGUAUAGGCACUGCUGUUGCUCUGGUCUCAGUGAUCGACAGGGAUGGUGGAAAAAACGGUGUGGUGAAUUGUGCUGUGUCAAAUAAUGUACCUUUUAAACUUCAGACAAACUAUAAAAAUUAUUAUUCUCUAGUAGUAGAUGGACUUCUAGACAGAGAGCGCGCUUCUGAGUAUAAUGUGACAAUCAGCGCUACUGAUGAAGGGACUCCGCCUCUCUCUAGCACCAGUGUCAUUGCUGUACACGUUUCUGAUGUCAAUGACAACGCGCCGCGCUUUCCAGAGCCCGUCAUUAAUGUUUAUGUGAAAGAGAACAGUCAGAUUGGAGCUGUUAUUCAUACAGUAUCUGCUGUUGAUCCUGAUGUAGGUGAUAAUGCCAGAAUAACAUAUUCUUUACUAGAAAGCUCUAAAAGCGGCCCGGUAACAUCCAUGAUCAACAUAAACUCUGACACUGGAGAUCUCCACAGUUUACAGUCGUUUAACUAUGAGGAGAUCAAAACAUUUGAGUUUAAAGUUCAGGCCACAGACUCUGGUGUUCCUCCGCUCAGCAGUAACGUGACUGUAAAUGUUUUUGUCCUGGAUGAGAAUGACAACAGUCCCGCGAUUCUCGCGCCCUAUUCCGAGCUCGGUUCCGUUAACAACGAGAACAUUCCCUAUUCUGCUGACGCGGGCUACUUUGUGGCCAAGAUCAGGGCUGUAGAUGCAGAUUCUGGUUACAAUGCGCUGUUGUCCUACCACAUCUCUGAGCCCAAAGGAAACAAUCUGUUCCGAAUCGGAACCAGCAGCGGGGAGAUCAGGACUAAGAGGAGAAUGAGUGACAAUGACCUGAAAACUCACCCGCUGGUCAUUUUGGUUUCUGAUAACGGAGAGCCCUCACUGUCAGCGACUGUGUCUAUUGAUGCUGUGGUUGUUGAAAGCGGAAGUGACGUCAAGACUCCAUUCAGACACGCGCCGGUAAAGGAGGAGAGUUUCUCGGAUUUAAAUCUGUAUCUGCUGAUCGCCAUUGUGAGUGUGUCCGUCAUCUUUUUACUGAGCCUCAUCAGUUUGAUAGCUGUAAAAUGCCACAGGACAGACAGCAGUUUGGGCAGGUACAGCGCCCCGAUGAUCACCACACACCCUGACGGGAGCUGGUCUUACUCCAAAUCUACUCAGCAGUAUGACGUGUGUUUUAGCUCAGACACACUGAAGAGUGACGUAGUGGUUUUCCCUGCGCCAUUUCCGCCUGCAGAUGCAGAACUGAUCAGUAUUAAUGGAGGAGACACUUUUACCAGAACACAAACACUGCCUAAUAAAGAGAAGGUAAGCCAUUUAGAGCCUCUCCUAAUUUGCUAA
Danio aesculapii is the source of this 2500-nucleotide messenger RNA. RefSeq names its product protocadherin alpha-3-like. The transcript has a single exon. The record is from RefSeq and is a predicted model, not a curated record. Gene Ontology annotation, molecular function: calcium ion binding. The coding region runs from base 86 to 2500 and encodes 804 amino acids. Gene Ontology annotation, biological process: homophilic cell-cell adhesion. Gene Ontology annotation, cellular component: plasma membrane. Lineage: Eukaryota; Metazoa; Chordata; Actinopteri; Cypriniformes; Danionidae.